UCAUUCUUGUUGCCUCUCUUUUUUUCCUUCUUCUAAUUUCGUUUUCGAAGCCCACCGUCGUCGGCCCGCAGGACAAAUUUUGUGACGAGUUUUUCGCGUUUUUCGGCACGCAAUUCUAGCCCGAAUCGGUUUCCGCGUGCGGUGGCCACUGCCGGCAGCAGAGUGCGAGUGGUUCCGGAACCGGGUUUUGCGACGGCGGCCGGAACAAAAUUUUCGCCUUGAAGGAAAGUUUUUUUUUUCUUCCUUUUUUUUUGGCUGCUCACUUUUGUGUGGUUGGUGGUGGUGCGGACUGACAGAACGCGCUUGCUUGUGUUUGUGUGAGUGUGUAUGUGCGUCGUUCUCGGACUGGAAGCAGAAUAUUUUCGAACCCCGGAACGGGAACGCAAAAGAAGCAGCAGCAGCUGUGGAGGAGAAGGAGGACACCGAAUUGUGUGGUGCAAGAAAACAUUGUGCAAGCAUCUUGUCACAACAACCGGGAGAACCUUCCCCCAAAGCUAUGUGUAGCUAGUUGAAGUAUGAACGUUUUCAACCAAGUGAUACCUAGUAUGAAUCCGCAAGAACUUAGUACUAUGGUUUGGAUGGGACAGUUCGCCUCACCACUGGAUGAAAACCUGACCAAUAUGUACGGACAGCCGGUGCCAGCCGUGAUGGACGACAUUGCCCAGCCGACCCCGUCAAUGGACAUGAACCCGGCGAUCGGAUCACUGAUCGGUGACUACAGUGGCCACGUGACGGCCAUUCCCACGCCCGGCGGAGGCCUCGCGGCCCUCCCGAAUCCCGAGCUGGCCAUCACCAAUCCGGAGCUGUUCAAUCUCCAGCAGCAGCAACUUCAGCUGCAGCAACAGCUCAGCAUGGGCAACUACAGUUUUCUGGAGCAAAGUGGGCUUGCGGGUCAGCUGGCUGCCGCGGCCGCCGCAGGAGCUGCUGCAGCUGGAGCCGCUGCCGCCGCCGCCGGAAGAACCACCAACGAAACGGGCCCCCCGACCAUGGUCGACGACGACGACGAUGAGCCUGGACUGACCGACGAGGAGCGCGCCAUGCAAACGUACGAGCAGUACCAACGAAUGGUGGACGCCAACGAGUUCCUGUCCGUAACGGGCCAGGAAACCUUGCUCAGCUACAAGCUGAUGAACGAAGCCCAGCUCCUCCAACCGCAGGGCAACUUUCUCGACUUUGACGUGCACGACGACGACGGUUCCUCUAGUCCGACCCACGACAUGAAGCUGGCCGGCAUGGCGGAACACAUGGCGGCGGCGUCCGCCAGUGGCAUGAUGUCCUCCGGUGGUUCCCAGCACGGACACGGAGAAUCCGGUGGCGGUGGCGGCAGCGGGUCGGCGGCCAUCCGAUUCCCAAACAAGAAGAUUAAACCCGUCAAGCGGCCCGGGCUGGUCCUGAAGACACCGAUCGCGUACAAGGGCGACAUCGAUCCGUCGGUGAUUCCGAUCCAGCGCGAUGGAAUGGCAAUUUGCGAAAAGUGCGGCGCAAUAGGUGUGAAGCACUCGUUCUACACCAAACAGCGCCGGUUCUGUAGCAUGACCUGUGCCCGCUCGUUCGACGCGUUACGUCUGUACGGUGGCAACAACAGCAGCAGCAGCAACAGCGGUCCUUCGGCACCUUCCUCCGUCGGUAAACUCCUAGCGGGUUCCACGACCACAACCCUGGACGACGGCAUUCCCUCGCUGGCCAAUCCGUCGGCCCUUCCGCCCGAACAGCUGAUAGACGACUCGGCCGCCGAGGACGACGAGCUUUCGAACGGGGGUUCCACGUCGGCAGCGGCCGCGGCCAUCCCCGAGGAACUCAUCGACAGCAAACAUCUACUUCAGCAACAGCAACUCCAACUGCAGCAACAGCUGGCCCUGCAGCAGCAACUACAACAACAACAACAACAACAGCAUCAUCAACAUCAACAGCAGCAAGUACAAAAUAUCAACUAUCGAUUCAAAAUGUCUCAGAUUGGAAGCGACAAUAGCAAUCACGGUGUAAAUAGCGACAAAACUAUCACUCACGAGAUCGUUCCCCAGGACGAGAUUCCGCAGCUUCCGCGGGGAACGCGUCUCCCAUCGCCUUGUCCGCAGGACGAACGGAUCAUCAGCAUCCGGCGGAAGCCGUCGGAGUUUAUCAACUCGUUCGACUGGACACCGGCCCUGUCGGAUCCGACGUUCUUUGCGGCACCGGUGACGUGCUUCCGGCACGCUCCCGGCUACGACAUGUGGCCCAACGUGGUCAUCGGCAUGAAGGUCGAGGUGGAGAACACCGACUGCGACCCGCAGCAGUCGGCCCUGAUCGGCGGAGCGCCGCACUCGUUCUGGGUGGCGACGGUGCUGCGGAUCUGCGGCUUCAAGGCACUGCUCCGCUACGAAGGGUUCGACACGGACUCCUCGAAGGACUUCUGGGUGAACCUGUGCUCGUCCGAGGUCCACCCGGUCGGAUGGUGCGCCACCCGGGGCAAACCGCUGAUCCCGCCACGGAGCAUAGCGAAGCCCUACAAAGAUUGGAAGGAGUUCCUCGUGAAGCGCCUGUCCAACGCCCGCACCCUGCCCUCGACGUUCUACAACAAGAUCAGCGAAAGCUUCAAGUCACGCUUCCGGGUUGGGCUGAACCUGGAGGUGGUCGACAAGAACCGCAUCAGCCAGGUGAAGGUCGCCUCGAUCAACAAGAUUGUUGGGAAGCGGCUGUACGUGCGGUACUACGACAGUCCACCGGACGACAACGGGUUCUGGUGCCACGAGGACUCGCCGCUGAUCCACCCGGUCGGGUGGGCCACCACCGUUGGCCACAAUCUGGCCGCGCCCGAGGAGUACAUGGAGCGGAUGAAUGCGGCCCGCGACCAGAUCCUGGAGCCGAAUGAGGACGACGCCACGAUGGACCUGUUCAAGACGAACUUCCACUUUGAGGAGUACUACCUGGAGGGCAAGCAGACCGGCUUCGAGGAGGGCAUGAAGCUCGAGGCGGUCGACCCGCUGAACCUGUCGUCGAUCUGCGUGGCGACGGUGAUGUCGGUGCUCAAGUUCGGCUACAUCAUGAUCCGCAUCGACUCGUACGAUCCGGACGUGAGCGGCGCCGACUGGUUCUGCUACCACGAGAAGUCGCCGUGCAUCUUCCCGGUGGGAUUCUGCACGGUGAACCAGAUCACGCUGACGCCGCCCAAGGGGUACGACCUGACCACGUUCACCUGGGACCAGUAUCUGGUGGACACGGACAGCAAGCCGGCCACGGAGGACCUGUUUCAUCGGGAUCCGAUUCGGCAGAAGUUUAAGGUUGGCAUGAAGCUGGAGUCGGCCGAUCUGAUGGACCCAAGACUGAUUUGCGUGGCGACCAUCUCGCGCGUCGUCGGCCGUCUGCUCAAGGUCCACUUUGACGGCUGGGACGACGAGUACGACCAGUGGCUGGACAGCGAGAGUCCGGACAUUUAUCCGAUCGGCUGGUGCGUGCUCGUGGGCCACAAGCUCGAGGGACCCCGCGUACUGCCGAAGGUUCCACCGGCGCAGAAAAUCUCCCCCAAAAUUCUCAAAAAGGGCAAACGGAAGAAAAAGACCAUGAAGUUCGAGCUGAACGUGUCCGAGCUGCACCCAGUGGCGACGACCCGCACGGCUUCGAUCAAGAAAGAGCAGGAACAAUUUGAACAGCAGAAACUGCUCAGCCAGAGCAGCAACGCGCCCUACUCGUUAGCGGAAAUGGACGACGACGAGGAAGACGACAGCGGCGCAUCCCUCUCCCUUCACCACCACCAAAUACAGUACACGCAGCAGCACCAGAGUACGCCCGUGACGGCGCCCACGCUGGACACGCACCACGUAACCGGUGCCACGUCCGCGUCCCUGCUCUCGAUCAAACACGAACCGCCGCACGAGCCCCUGCUCGGGCCCAUCUUUGACCAGUCCAACGAGAGCCUCGGCGUCGACGACGACGACAUGGCGGACCUCAAGACGGAGGACGAGGACGGCGAAUCGAACAGCGCCACCGGCAACCCCUCCUCAGCCCCGUCCGAAAUCACCGACAUCGAGAUGGAGAAAAUCAUUCCAAGGCUAAUCAAUGACAACGGAGGCAGCAGCUCGCCGGAGCCAAUGUCGGCGGCGGCGUCCGCGGCCGGCGGCCAAAUCAACCCGGACGCCUGGGACGUCAAGGACGUGGCCAUGUUCCUGACGGCGAACGACUGCUCCGUGCACUGCGAGCCCUUCCUCGCGAACGGCGUCGACGGCAAGCGGCUGCUGCAGCUCAGCAAGGACGACAUCAUCACGCUGCUCAACAUGAAGGUGGGCCCGUCGUUGAAAAUCUACGAUCUCAUCCAGCAACUCAAGUGCAAAAUCGACCCGAGCAAGUCGCGCCUGCUGCUCAAGUCCAGCCUGGGCAAGAAGUUUCUGUAGCGGGCCGGCGUGCAAUCGUCGCGCCGCCGCCGCCGCCACAAUCCAAGAGUAUUAAUUUAUGUCUCCGCGUGCUUGAUUCGAGCGCAGUCGCAACCGCCACAAAUCUGGCGUUUAUUUAGGGAAGCUUUUCUUUUUUUUUUUUGUUUUUAUUGGUAGAUUUUUUUCCGUGUAGCAAAGUUUAUAGGUCUCUUUUUUUUUAAACCAAGUACUCUUUCUGUUGUGAUGAAAGCGAAGUCUCUUUUUUUAAUCAUUAUCAAAUAGUGUCGGUAAAUUCCAAAGCUUUGUGUCGUAGUGCAGUUGGGAGAGUUAGAUUUUCUUUUUUCGCGAAAUGAACAUUUCCAGUGUGAGGCAGGGAAGUGUGGGAAAAGAAAGAAAGCAAUUACCAAAAACCUAACACAUGGAAGGAAACACCACUUAGAUGAAGGGGGGAGGGAAACAUAAUCAGGAGCGCGAAACGGUCACGGGUGGAAAGUCGCCUCAAGUUUGGUGUGUAGAGACGGAGAGAGAAGUUGCUCGAAUUGCUAUCAAGAUAGGUUUACUUACACAGUGUCUAAACAUCAAGCAAACAAGCGAUACAAAACGUAUAAAAAGUAUACACGAAAUUGUAUAAAGGUAAAAAAGUCUAAAACGCUAAGGUAGUAUAAUGUUUCAGAAUUUAUUGGAGUAUCUUUUUACGAGGAGAAAGAGAAAAGUAAAAGUAUAUUUAGAGUGUAGAAGCCAACAUGGAAGAAAUACAAAGCAAAAGGAAGUAAUAUUUCUUGAAAAUAG
This is a messenger RNA of Culex pipiens pallens (northern house mosquito), 5132 nucleotides long. RefSeq names its product polycomb protein Sfmbt (gene Sfmbt). Gene Ontology annotation, cellular component: nucleus. Gene Ontology annotation, molecular function: zinc ion binding. The transcript has 8 exons. Lineage: Eukaryota; Metazoa; Arthropoda; Insecta; Diptera; Culicidae. Bases 516 to 4364 code for a protein of 1282 amino acids. Gene Ontology annotation, biological process: regulation of DNA-templated transcription; heterochromatin formation. The record is from RefSeq and is a predicted model, not a curated record.